CUCUGUGGACACUCUGAAGCUCAAGCUGUUCAAUGGAGGACCACUGCAGAAGAGAUUACCACUGGAACCAAACUGGCCGAGUUGAAGAGGUUCGGCUUACUGUGAUAUAUCACUCAACAUCAGCAUGAAGUCAGAAAGGUGAUGCUCAGCUUUGAAAUGCAGUCCCAGUUCUACCCCACUCUGCUGCUGGCUUUUUCCAUCCAGCUGGACUAUUUCACAUGGCCCACUGAUGCUAAAGCAGCACCUGCAGGCUUUGAGGACGGGAGAAGUGAGCUGUGAUUACGCUGUGAACACAAACCCACACUCUCAUUCUCCACGCAGUGACAUAAAACAGGUACCAGGACUCUCUCCAGAACCAAAAACAGAGCUACAGAAACCAAACAUUUCUGUGCAUGCCCCUGAAGACAAGAAUGUGGCUCUAGUCUGUCUGAUUAAUCUGAAAACCCCAGCUGUAAAUACCAGCUGUUACCUGUAUGUUGGAGACUCGUCUCAGCCGUACAGAAGUGCAUGGACCACCAAUGGGAGGGUCUGCAGCUUUAAUGUUGAACGUGCUGACCUGCAGCAGCACCUGCAGGCUUUGAGGGCAGGAGAAGUGAGCUGUGAUUACGCUGUGAACACAAACCCACACUCUCAUUCUCCACGCAGUGACAGAAAACAGGUACGAGGACUCUCUCCAGAACCAAAAACAGAUAAGAAAACAACCUCACCAUCUCCUGUGACGACUAAAAAAAAAGGUGUGAAGCCACCCUCACCUCCUCUAGUGACGACUAAGAAAACCUUAGCUGCAAGUUCCACCCUGACUGCCGGCUCUGCAACCACUCCCCUGUCAGAUGGGAAAGUAACCCCCACCACAGAACUACGUACGAAACCGCCCACAGAACCACGUACGGAACCGCACACAGAACCACGUACGGAACUGGCCACAGGAUCCCGUACGGAACUGCCCACAGAACCACGUACCGAAGCGCCCGCAGAACCACAAGUUUUGCUGCUUGGAAUUGGAUCUGCAGUGGGUGUGGUUGUGCUGGGAGUAACGGCUAUCUGUCUAUGCAAGAAACUGAAAUUGAAAAGACAGACUGAACCCAUAAACAACAGUUUGUAUGCAUCCGUGACAAUGGAAAAUAUUUUGAGUGCAAGUGACACAUGUGGCACAGAUAGGAUCUACGACGAGAUAAAUGAUGUGCCCUCCUCUUUUAAAUCACCUCCUGUGCCCAGUCAAAAUGACACCUACUCCAUGAUCACAGCGGUCCCAGCCUGGUCAAAGCCGCCCGUCUAUGAUUCCGUGGCUACAGUUGUAAAUAAGGCUGCAAAUGACACACCCAGGAGCAGUUCCGCAGAGCCCACCACAGAGGCCCCUGACACCACCACUUACAGCAGCCUGCAGAUGCACUGAGACCGCUGCACGCCCACAUACCCCUCUGGCCUCACGAGGCAUGUGAAAAUGUGCUGCACUUUGUUCAAUAACCACAGAAAGAGCGUGAAGACAACUAUAGGAGCGUACUCAUGUACUCAUGUCAUUCAUUUAUUAAAUAAUGAAGUGUAAAGGGAUAGUUUUCAAGUAACUCCAAAGCAGCUUGUACACCAAAUCCAUGUUUCCAGGGGCUGUAAAUUAAACCAAAUUACAUAUUUAGAAAAAAUGAAAUACAUUUCAUCAUAUCUGGUAGUUAUUCCUUUAAGUGCUAUGAUCUCAGGAUGUACCAAAAGACAGAAUAUACAUUCACAACUUGAAUGUAAUUUUUUUUUUAAGAAUCACAUUCAUUAUUAUGAAUACAUAUGUACAGCCUCUGGAGGCAGAGAACUGGUAUAUAAGCUGCUUUAGAAUUACCAGGUGAUUGUGCCCCAUGACCACAAAC
Conger conger (European conger) is the source of this 1853-nucleotide messenger RNA. Its product is annotated as mucin-2-like. Bases 230 to 1393 code for a protein of 387 amino acids. The transcript has 20 exons. The record is from RefSeq and is a predicted model, not a curated record. Lineage: Eukaryota; Metazoa; Chordata; Actinopteri; Anguilliformes; Congridae.